Carassius auratus (goldfish) is the source of this 1181-nucleotide messenger RNA. RefSeq names its product transcription elongation regulator 1-like protein. Lineage: Eukaryota; Metazoa; Chordata; Actinopteri; Cypriniformes; Cyprinidae. Bases 548 to 1159 code for a protein of 203 amino acids. The record is from RefSeq and is a predicted model, not a curated record. The transcript has 4 exons.
GCGCCAUCAGAUCCGCUCAGAAAGCAAAUGCACCCGGUCUGGACUGCCAGCUGGAGGACUUUCAACAGAGCAUAUCUGUUAGGCUAUCUGUUCAUCCACGACGAUUGUCUACAUAGCAAACACAAGUUCUACAAGCAUGAAUGAGAAAUAGAGGAUUAUAAUGUGAUUAGGGAUGGUUUUGCGUUGCUUUCCGAGUCACCACUGCGGGAGGUUGAAGAAUCGUCGGCUUGACAGUGAACAGGUUUCCACGAGAUUCCCACGGAGCUCUUGUGAGCGAGAUGAACAACCCGCCGGUGUGAUCGUGCACAUGGAGAGCGCAAUCCACGGCGCGUGAACGCACGCACGGAGAUCCGUGUAUUCUCUGCGCUUUGGGCACCAUUCUUACCGGAUAUUCUUAAAAACCUUCGUCUGCAGAUACAGUUUCGUUUUUAAUUGACCUGCUUGUAUUUUGCAUUACUUAUUGAUUUCCAACGAAACACUAACAAACAUAAAUUAUGUUGAACUAAAGGGAUUCUUCAAACCCCUCAUAGAGUAGGAUGCAGCAGGAAUGAUCCCGGUCCAGCGCGUUAAAGCUCAGCCUCAGCUGUGGCACGUGAGCGCCGAAGCUCCUCCGUGGCUAUGGAUGGUCCCGACCACCUCCGGAAUGUGUAGGGUGGGAUCUGUUCCUCCCGUGCUCAUCUCCUCUCGCCCUCCUCCGGUGAUUCAGACGGUCUCGGGAUGGCAGAUGUCUUGCGAUCCGUUUGUGCCCGUGAUGCGCGCUGCCGCCGCGGAACCCGCGACCAUCAAUCAGUUCAGUCUGCCCAGUGCUCAGUGGGAGAUGCCGGCCAGGCAUCAUGUGUUGGGUUUCCAACCUUCUGCAAGUGUGGAUCUACUUCCAGUUUUUCCUCAAGUAUACCGGACGGUCCUGCCUCCACACUACGGCAAGGGCUGGGUGGAAAAACGUGUGCCUGACUACAAGUUUUAUCUAAACAACACUUUAGCUCUUGAGACCACCUGGAUCAGUCCAGAGGAAAUGGGAAUUUUCCAGCGUCAGGAAAAGCCACUGCUGAGGACAAAUCAAACGGCGUUGAGCAUAUGUAGGCCAGCUGCAGCCUCCAGGAAUAUCCACACUCUACUGCUGACACCCAGGCGCGUUUCAGGUAGGAGGAAGAAUUUAUGAUCCCAGCACCCAUUUUCCUACC